CUUAACUUUCAUUCUUGAUAGAAUUGCUUGAUUUCUUGUAUUUGAUUUUCUGUUCAUAUCAUACGCCAUGCCUGAAUUAGCCGAAAUUUAUCGUGUGGUACAUUUCAUUCGCCUCCACCUGGUUGGCAAGACCCUUACCAAAGUCUCCACGCAACAUGAUGACAUUGUCUAUGGCAAAGUAGGCACGAGUGCCGCAGAGUUUCAGAAGGCGAUGCAAGGAAAGACUAUUGUUGGCGCAGGACAACAAGGGAAAUACUUUUGGAUCACCAUGUCCUCCCCACCACAUGUUGUAAUGCAUUUUGGCAUGGCAGGUUGGCUCAAGAUCCGAGAUGCCGACACGUAUUACUACCGAACGGAAAAGCCAGAGGACAAGCAGUGGCCUCCAAAGUACUGGAAAUUUCUGCUGGAAACCGAUGGCGAUCCCAAGACAGAGGCCGCGUUUGUUGACUUCCGCAGGCUCGGUAGGAUCCGCCUGGUGGAUUGCCCGGCGGAAGAGAUCCGGAAUCAUAGCCCUCUCAAGGAAAACGGCCCGGAUCCCGUUGUCGACGAAGAUCUUGUUACAGAGAAGUGGCUUGGGGACAAGCUUAAAAGCAGGAAGAAGCCCAUCAAGGCGCUUCUUCUCGAUCAGGAAAACAUUAGUGGGAUCGGAAAUUGGAUGGGGUCUGUGCUCCUCCACCCGGAACCUUGAUCAUAGUCUACGAGCUGACAUUUGUCUAGAGAUGAAAUCUUAUAUCAUGCUAAAAUACACCCGGAACAGUACAGCAAUACACUGACAGGGGACCAGAUCAAACAGCUUCACUCCUCC
This is a messenger RNA of Aspergillus ochraceoroseus IBT 24754, 805 nucleotides long. Its product is annotated as putative formamidopyrimidine-DNA glycosylase. Gene Ontology annotation, biological process: base-excision repair. Gene Ontology annotation, molecular function: zinc ion binding; DNA N-glycosylase activity; nucleic acid binding. The transcript has a single exon. The coding region runs from base 68 to 688 and encodes 206 amino acids. The record is from RefSeq and is a predicted model, not a curated record. Gene Ontology annotation, cellular component: nucleus. Lineage: Eukaryota; Fungi; Ascomycota; Eurotiomycetes; Eurotiales; Aspergillaceae.